AUGGCACCUGUUACAGUCAUUUAUGUUUUGAUGAUACUAAGUUUUUUCCAGCAUAAGACACUGUUUUCCACUAGCCUGGCAAGUGGACAACCAGAUGUAGGGGAUGCAGUUCAGCUGCAUAAUAUUCUGUGGCUUACCAAGCAUGAGUCCAGAGUCAUUCUGUCCUGGAACAAUAACCUGACAAAAGAAGAAACAGAUAUGUACACUGUGAAGUAUAUUUUGAGUUAUAAAUUCUUCAAUACCACUCAUGAAAAGAAAGAAAGGCUGCAGGAAAAGAAAAAGAUAAUACAUCUUGAGUUACAUUCUGGUUUCAAUGCUAAAGUUAAAACCCAACUUCUUGCAAAAGAAACAGAAGAUGUAAUUAAAGAGAGUGACUGGACAGAAUUUACUUACGAGGCACCUCCAGUAUAUAUACAGAAUCUUUCAUGCAUCAUAUAUAAUAUUUCUUUUUUCAAUUGCACCUGGCAUAUUAAAGCAGAAGCUCCUGAAUAUAUUCAGGUUUUUUUUUCUUACAGACAUGUAGGAAAAGACUUUGAAUGUCAGCAAUAUAUAAAAAAUACAAGGGAGAAAAAUAUUGGAUGCCAUAUGAAAGAAAUUUAUUUCCAACCAUCAAGGAAAAUCAGUUUGAAUAUAACUGUAAGAGAUAUGAGAAAUAAUUCAAGAGAACUGUCUUAUUACAAAGCUUUUAUACCUCAGACAAUAGAGAAAUUGAACCCGCCCGUCAAUGUCUCAGUUUCCCUUGAAAACAGAAGUAUUAAAAUUCACUGGAAACCCCCACCUACUAUUGGCUCUGCAAGCAGCAAGUGCUUUUUCUAUCAAGUGAAAAUAACAGAUCAUAAGGUUGUAGAUGUCACUGCAGAGACAUACGAGUACCCAUUUCACAAGCCAGCAAACAAAUGUGCAGCACAAGUGAGAGCAAAGAAAGAGGUAUGCAUAAGGAACAAGAUUUGGAGUGAAUGGAGUGAACCAGUGUUUAUUUAUGAUGAGAAGACACUGGACAUCACACUGUUCUUAAGCCUCACAAUGUUCUGUUCUAUGAUUUUCCUUGGUGUUUUGCUGAUAUGUGCAUGUAGAAGGUAUAAAUGCCUGGAAGUUAUUAUCAUGCCUGUUCCAUAUCCUUCUGAUAAUAUCAGAACUUGGUUAGCUGCAGAUGAUAUUCACCACCAGAUACAAAUGGCAGUGCAACUGGAGAUGGACUCAGAGAUUACUUUGGGAAUACCAGCAGAGAAUGGAGAUGAGAACAUUCAACAACAGAGAUGUCAGAAGGAGACUGGAUUAGAAAAUCUGUAG
Molecule: messenger RNA, 1290 nt
Organism: Calypte anna (Anna's hummingbird)
Lineage: Eukaryota; Metazoa; Chordata; Aves; Apodiformes; Trochilidae
Product: interleukin-5 receptor subunit alpha-like
Exons: 10
Coding region: 1-1290 (429 amino acids)
Biological process (GO): cytokine-mediated signaling pathway
Cellular component (GO): external side of plasma membrane
Molecular function (GO): protein binding; cytokine receptor activity
Source: RefSeq, a predicted model, not a curated record